AGACGAUCCUUGUCUGUUAGCGAUAUAAAUACGACUACUUUCAUGCAGCACGACUUUUUCUGAGAGAUCCUCUCAAAAUAACUGACGCACGAUUCUGUGCUCUAACACAAAAUUCACGUUAAGGUGGAUAUAAAGAUUGUCUUUUCAUAUUAAUAUUGAUGCUACCGCUAUUAACUGUUUUAUGCAUAAAAGUAUUUAUCUAUCAUAUAUAUGUGUCUGUAUGUGUGUCUGUAUGCAGUGUAUGUGUGUCGGCAUGCACACUCAUAACCUUAUAUAUUCACCAAUUUGUUUGCUUUCAUACUUCGAAGUCUCAUUUUAAACCUUUAUCCUUUUGAAUUCUCCACCCAUACCAAUUACACUCACACAACACUACAAUCAAACCAUCAUCCAAAUCUCAGGAGUCGGAGAUCCUCAUUUCACAGUUAGCAUCCGUGGAUUGAAAAGACCAGUUUGUUUUGAUUUACAAGGAGAUGAUGGCGACGUUAUCAAUUUGCUGGCAGACGACACUGCAAAACUGUAUGUCAAUGCGAGAAUUAUUAAAGCCAGCAUCAAUUCUAAGAAAACCUAUUUAGGAGAAAUAAGCAUCCUAAAACCAAAUAAAACGUGGGUGAUCAGCCCAGACCAAGUCGAACGUACGAUAUCUGAUCAACUGCAAUGGAAAGAUAUCGAUAAAAUUAAUAUGACUAAUGCAGUCAAUGAGACGUACGAUGGUGAUCACAUUAACCAGAUUGACAACACAUCGAUUAACGACAUAUCGAUCAGAUAUUCUGGUUACAGAACUUUAACGUUGACGACUAGCAGCAAGAAAGGCAGAAUCGAAUUUUUAUUACGACGUUCUCAAACUAAACAUCAACCAAUUGAAAUAAAGUAUUUAAAUUUCUAUCUGACCGAUUCUACUGGACUGAGUGGCUCCGUUUACGGAUUGAUUGGUCAGUUUAUCAGUUGGAAAGGAAAUAUUACAAAGCUCUACAUGCAACCGAAUGGAAAAAUCCAGUCUUGGAUCAAGUUAGAAAACGAAAGACAGAAUGGAGGUCGAAACUUUACAGCUGUUUUAACACACAAUCGCCGAUCAAUGUAUUCGCAUCAGCAAUGUUGGACAGUUUGGAAAGAAGGUAAAGAUUUCAUUAAAGGAAAAUAUGAAGAUUACUUAAUACACGGACUACAUUCUAAGCCAUCAUCGUAAAAAGGACAAAUCACUAACAGAUAAAACCCAAAUAUUCUCUAAAAUACUAUGUUAUGUACGAAUGUUAUAUACGAUCAUAUAAAUUGUGAAACGGUACAGCGGCAGAAAUGCAUCAAGUGAAAUUUUGGUGAAACUGAGUGGAACUUAGUUUCUGGACGAAAUGCUCAAAGAAAAUAUCGACGUAUUUAUCGAUCAGCAUUUCUCUUCCGCCCUUUUCUUAUUGGCUUCAGUCAUUUUGGUGUAGCCAGGCAGGUGGAACGCUAUGAAAAUGAUAAUCACAGACGCGUGUGUAUGCGCGCACGUCUAUCUUUGGAUAUAUGUAUGCAUGUAUGGUACACAGACAGACACCCGCACACAGACACGCGGGCUCUCAUACACACACACACGUAUGUAUAUGACGCCGGUUGGUCAUAGCGGUACCAAUACACCAAUUAUUAGAACUCAAUCAAUUUAUUUAUACUUCACAGUAUUACUCGAGUCUGGUAGUGAGCAGAUGUGAAUAAUCUGAUGUUUGCCAUUCUGCUGGAUUCUUAUAUGCACGCACGCACGUACGUAUGUAUGUAUGUAUGUAUGUAUGUAUGUAUGUAUGUAUGUAUGUAUAUCUGCACUGAUACAUUUGGUUGCAAAACCAAAAGAAUGAACGCUUUUAAUAGUUUGACACAUAGUUGCAUGACUUAAAGUUUCACAGGCGCACAAAUUACAUCUGGUCGUUCGGACGUUUAAUACUGACUAAUACUAACACGCACACAUAUUGUGUGUGUCUGGGGAUCGUUUGUAUGAGAGAGAGAGAGAGAGAGAGAGAGAGAGAGAGAGUGUGUGUGUGUGUGUGUGUGUGUGUGUGUGUGUGCGUGCGUGCGUGUGUGUGCGUGUGCGUGUGUGUAUCUAAUGAUAUAAACUGUUGUAAGUCCUAACGAUCCAUGAGACAAAACGAUCAGUUGCUUCAACAAAACUCAUACCCAUCGUAUUCCGGGCGACUCUUUUACUGCUUGUCGACAAAUCUCACCCCUGCAUAUACACACGCAGGAACGUGCGAAAUUUAUAAAUAUAAAUAUAUAUUUUUUGUUUAGAUUUGUACCUUUAUAUUAUAUAUUGAUAUAUUCCAGCAAACUGCUAUCUGACACUCAUUCCAUUCAUACACUUUGGUUGGUUUUCUUUUGCUAUUGUCUUCUUCAAAGAUCGUAAUCUCGGUCGAUUUACAAAAGUUAUUAUCAUACAUAAAAUAUGAAAUGGUUGAUAACGACAUCUACUGUACAAGAACCAAACUGCAUUGCAUUAUUUACCUGUGUUGGGCAGGUGAAUAGGCAUAUCUGUUCAUAGAUCUAUUCACUCAAAGUUGAUUCAUGGUCAAACAGCAACAACAAUAAGAAUGGUUUCAAAUUUUGGCACAAGGCAAGCAAUUUCAUGGGUAGUAACAGGUCGAUUACAUCGAUCCUUCUACUCAACUGGUACUUAUUUUAUAGAUCCGAAAGGAUGAACGGUAAAGACGAAUUCGGCGGAAUUUGAACUUAGAAGGUAAAGUCAGACGUAAUACUGCGAAGUAUUUCACCCAGUGUGCUAACGAUUCCACCAGCUCACAGUUUUAACAUCAACGGUAAUAAUAACUAAAUUUAUAGUACAACGCACUGCCACCAUAUUGAUAGAUGUUUUCGAUCUAGUUUGGAUUCUUUGCCAUCAAAUUUGAAUUCUUUGCAAUCAAAUUUGAUGGCAAAGAAUCCAAACUAGAUCGAAAAUAUCUAUAUAUUAAGCUCAAAUACUUGCAGCAGAAAAUUUUGUAGUCUUUCUGACCAAAAGAUUAAUUCUUCAUUACUUCGUUUUAUUUAAUUAUGGGGGUAUACCUCAGUGUGCUGAAGGCUACAGUCACCGUAGCCGAUAACCAAAUUGGUUCCACUUUUCAUUGAACUAUGAGAAAAGGAUCAUCUCCUAAACUUGUAUCACAGACUGGCAUUAAAUCUAAAACAAAACGUUGAUCUUU
Molecule: messenger RNA, 3155 nt
Organism: Octopus bimaculoides (California two-spot octopus)
Lineage: Eukaryota; Metazoa; Mollusca; Cephalopoda; Octopoda; Octopodidae
Product: inter-alpha-trypsin inhibitor heavy chain H3
Biological process (GO): hyaluronan metabolic process
Molecular function (GO): serine-type endopeptidase inhibitor activity
Source: RefSeq, a predicted model, not a curated record